CAUUCACCUUAAAUGGACAAGCUGAGGAGUUGAUUGACAAACUAAACGACGCCCCUUCGUUUACUGAGCCACUCCCCUGCUUUGGCUCCCUACCAGAGUCUGCUUUGGCAACAAGGAUACGCAUGGAGCCUCCAUCACCUCCAGUCUCUUUUACGCACCGAGUCCGAUAAUGCGCGCAGGUACAGGGACUCUAAUCGCAACGUUUCCAGCCUCUACACUCAGCAAUUAAUCUCCUCUCAUGGACUAAUAUGAAAAAAGUGGAUGUAGAGGUUUGACACAGCCAAAAAAGGAGGCACAUUUCUCGUGGAUCGAUCUUGUUUUCCAUCACCGAGGGUCAGCAUGGACGUCUUGGCGAACCACAGCAUCUUUCAGGAACUUCAGCUCGUCCACGACACCGGCUACUUCUCUGCCAUGCCUUCGCUGGAGGAGAACUGGCAGCAGACCUGUCUAGAACUGGAGCGUUAUCUGCAGACGGAGCCCAAACGUCUGUCGGAGCUCUUUGACCAAGACCUGGAUGGCCUCCUAACUCCGGCCUACCUGAAGGAGGAUGGUGAGGAAGAGCUGACAGACACCCUUCUCCCUAGCCUGCCUAGCCUCCCUGAGCCCCCAAGCCCUCCUCCAGUGAUCCUCUCUCCAACGCGAAAGAAUUUUCCCUCCACGGGAGCAAUGAAAAGAGACCUCAAACCCAAGGGCCAAGGCCUGGAAAAUGUAAAAGGGAUGGAAGGGGACCACCAGGCCCAACUGAGUGCUGUCACAUCCUUGACGCCCCCAUCAUCACCAGAACUGGGCCGGCACCUUGUCAAACCCAACCAGACACUGACAGCUUCGGCUGAUGGGACCCUUACCCUGAAGCUGGUAGCUAGGAAGGUGGGGCUUAGCGCAGCACGGCUUGUGGCAGCGCAUGCACUCCCUGUCCGGGUGAAGGACGAAGAGGAGGGGGCUGCAUGUGUGAUCGGGGUCGGGGAGCUACCAGAGAACAAGAAGAGGAUCCACCGCUGUCAAUUCAAUGGUUGCAGGAAGGUAUACACCAAGAGCUCCCACCUAAAGGCCCAUCAGAGGACACAUACAGGUGAGAAGCCGUACAAGUGCUCGUGGGAGGGCUGUGAGUGGCGAUUCGCCCGGAGCGACGAGCUGACGAGGCACUACCGCAAACACACCGGCGCCAAGCCUUUUAAGUGCAACCACUGUGACAGGUGUUUCUCACGGUCGGAUCACUUGGCGCUACACAUGAAGAGGCACAUCUGAGGAAUCUGAGAGAGGUCAGCGGGGGUGGAAGAGAGGGGAAGGCAAUGGAGGCAGAGUGGAGGAAGGAGAGGGAUCAUCAUAUGCAGAAAAAUAACACCAUGGACGUUAGAGGCAGAGGGAUGGAUUCAAAAAAAAAAAAAAAAAAAAAAAGCACCAGAUUUGGCCAUUUUGGACUGGGCGGGGGAUGCACCGCAUAGGGACACUGACUACAGACAGAAACACAGGCAGGCAGACGGAUCCUGAUUGGUCUGUCAAUCUGUACUUGACCAGUUGGUCCAUGAUUCCACAGUGAUACGUCGUCACCCCACAAAUGUCUCCCGGUGUUGUCGCAUGGACGAUACAGACGCUUCAUCCCACCCGUCGUAUGUGUCUCAGAGGGGAUGUCACAUGAUGAUUGGUGGGCCACGUGCCUGUAGUUGGCAGCUCCGCGUUGUAGUCGUUCUUGGAGUCUUUGCAAACGUCCCUCGCUUCCAAAAUGUCAGCCCUGUUCAUGCAGCAGUGCUCCAUGUACCAGCGAGCUCACCAAACUGGACCAGUUGUACAGUAAUUUCAGCUAACAGCAAAAGUGCUGUUUGUAUAUUCAAAUUUUCCUCCUCUUAGGACAUACUGUAUCUUGACCUGAGGACAACACUUUAUUUUACAACAGCAGCCAAACAGCAACAACAGGGUAAGCAAGCAAGAAAGCUGGCUUUCACUCCCUCAAACUUGCCACAGCCUUUACAAUUCACCAAAGGGUGUGUCAUCUCAUAUACAGGACAGAUAAUAAUUUGACAAUUUUUCUUCUGACCACAUCUGCCAACUGGAUUCAUUUAUAAAUCCCUCUGGUCUGAUGGCAUCGGAGCACUUGUUUGAACGGAGCGUUAGAUUGGAUUUCUGGAAGACGUGAAGGUGGGAGUGUGUUGCACUGAUGUGCUGUGAAGACUGAUUGAGGUCAUCCAGAGGACUGGCUUGCUUUAUGAGCAUCAUCCAUUGAGGGUUACCACUGGAUGAGGCUAACUAAUCUACUCUGGGAAAGACUGUUCAUCUCCUAGAAUGUCAGCUGAACCCAAGCGUCUCAAAAGAUGCUAGAUGGCCCCUAAGAGUGUUUUUCCUCUCCUGGAUUUUGGCUCUUACGAGUUGUUGUCAGGAACUGUUGCACAAUUGACUCUUUGCAAACUUUUUGUAAAAAAUCCCCACCAUCUUGAACUGGCAGACAAUUGGGACUCACCAAACGCUGGCUUUCACAUGCCCUCUGAAGUGUGGACAGCCACAUGCACAAAUUGAAGCAGCUAGCUGACUGCAAUAGCACACCGACAAACAAGAUCACUAUGUAUGAUAAAGGCUAUAUUGUUUCUAAGAAAGCAUUCUCCUAUUUGUUCAAAAUAGACAAUUGAAAUGACCAUUUUGAAGAACGCAAUGGAAACGGAUGCAGCCAAAAAAUACGAAAGUGUCUACUGCAGAUGCCUGAAAUGAUCUCUUUGGCCUGAGAGUGAUUGGCACCUAACUAGUCACUGGAUCAAGGAGGGUUUUGUCCUGUUCACACCACCCAUGCAGAUCUCUUCCAAUUUAGCAGCUCUCAGAAUUAAUUUCAGAGAAAAGCAACAUUCAACUGCUCUCCUAAUCAGGCCCUAUGCAUGUCCAAGAACAUUCCUGCUGACUUCCUGACCAUACAUAUAUGUCUCAAUGCAGAUUUCCACCCUGCCGGACACAGAAGGACUCGUAGGGAGACACACGACACAAAUUCAAUCAGUUGGGUGGCUCUUCACUGAGCAAAUCAAUGUGAAUGUAUCUGUUGUUAAGUCUGUACAUGUUGCCAGGCCCACUAAAACACAUGAGUGUGGUUGGUAAGAGCAAACCAGACACCAUUUGUGUUUAUACAGUAGCUUCUCUUUUUCACAUCUGAAACGAAUGGGUGGACUUGAAAUAACAAGCUAGUCAUGGCUGGUAGCUUUUGAAAUUUUACUGGUCGUACUAGAACAGCGGGAGGUCAUGAGUGCAGAUUUCCAGUGGGUGGCUGAAAUGGGUUAUGGGAGGAAUAGAUCUGCUCAGUCAGCAAUGAUAACUGCCCCAUCAGCUCAUGAAACUGCAGUGGAGUGAAACCCACACACACCAGACACACAGACACACUCCUAGAAAACUGGAACUGACAGUUCUUGGUGAUCUGCCUCUUGUCCUGCUGAAGACACAUAAGACCUGGUUGUUAUUCUUUAAGUUUCAUAUCUGUGAUCCUCAAAUGGAUCUGAAUUUUGGAUGAGCAUCGACUCAGCUCAAGCGCACACAAAUCCAACGGGCAGCUUGGACAAAGUAGAUUGUCAGGAUUCUUAUGAGCUCGAUUGGGAACAACAAUGUCAAGAUGUUUAGUCUUUAUUUUUAAGGACUUUUAAUACUAUGAGGCAAAGCGAGGCACACAGCCGUCUGCUUUUUGGCAAGGGAGGCACUAAAUUGAUUUCACUUUGUAUACCAGAGGCACAUUUCAAUUUUGUGUGUGAAUGCAGCCCAGGCUCAAUCAUAUCUAGACAUGAUCUGUCUGAGGCUCUGGAAGUAGAAGUUGUAUCACCUCCUGCUUCACAUAAAUAUUGAAAAUCUUUUUGUCUAAAUGUGCAAACAAGCCAGGCUCCCUUUUAUAUUGAAUAUCGAGGUGAGAGGCUUUCGCUUGCUAAGGCAGCAGGGAGCGACCAUAAGCGAAACAAACUGAUGCAAGUUUUAACCGCUGAUUUGUUUUCAAGGAGACCAGACAUUCUCAUAGGCCAUCCAGGCUGCAGCUAUCAAGACUACCGGUUCUUCUUUGGGUUUGUUUGCAUUAAUAAAAGUUAUAAAUACUGGCAAACGCUUGGGAUUUGGUUUGUACGAGAUCUUAAAAUCAAUUAUGAUGGGAAUGUCAAAGCAGGUUGGCGGGUUAGCAGGUUUGUGGUUUUCCUGCUUAGCACACGUCUUGGUGUGAAAAAUAGCAGUUCAAGCCGUGGGUUAAACUUGUAUCAUCAAUGGCAGCUCUACUCGUGUGUUUCAGUAUUUCAAUGGGGCACUCUCUUGUUUAACUGAAUGGUUGUGAAUGUGUGGGAUUGUGCAGCUCGGGAGUGUUGUUUUUGUUUUUGUUCAUGUUCAUGUACCAAUCACAGACGGCUGAGAAUUUUGGACUGAAACGCUGAAUGAAUUGCUUUUCAUGUUCGCUGAGACUU
This is a messenger RNA of Scatophagus argus, 4400 nucleotides long. It is a transcript of the gene klf7a, whose product is annotated as Kruppel-like factor 7a. The transcript has 4 exons. The record is from RefSeq and is a predicted model, not a curated record. Bases 340 to 1245 code for a protein of 301 amino acids. NCBI's taxonomy places the organism in Eukaryota, Metazoa, Chordata, Actinopteri, Scatophagidae. Gene Ontology annotation, biological process: regulation of transcription by RNA polymerase II. Gene Ontology annotation, molecular function: RNA polymerase II cis-regulatory region sequence-specific DNA binding; DNA-binding transcription factor activity, RNA polymerase II-specific.